Molecule: messenger RNA, 4134 nt
Organism: Stylophora pistillata
Lineage: Eukaryota; Metazoa; Cnidaria; Anthozoa; Scleractinia; Pocilloporidae
Product: activin receptor type-2A
Biological process (GO): activin receptor signaling pathway; protein phosphorylation; cellular response to growth factor stimulus
Cellular component (GO): activin receptor complex; plasma membrane
Molecular function (GO): ATP binding; metal ion binding; activin binding
Source: RefSeq, a predicted model, not a curated record
CUUAGUUGGCCCUGUUUGUUGAUGUGUCAUGGAAGCGGUUGAUAUAUCGAUGUGUCGAUAGGUGCGAUCGAUAGAGACAACGAAAAAAGAGUGUAUUUUGGUUGGAUCUGAUGAUCACGGCGGCAAAACAACCUGUUUCACAAUGAACACGGAGUUUACACAACGGAAAACCACCGUACUCUGGUAACACGAAACGAACGAGGUUUAAGGGGAUUCCAACAGUGAUGGAAAAAGUCCUCGACUGGUGUGUCAGUCCUGUGACAAUGCUAAUAGCAGCCAUAGUGAAUGUACAUGGAGAAAUAAAACUUGUGACAAAACAAGUAAAUACUGUUACACAAUGUGGAAAAAUAACUCUUCAAGGAGAGGAUGGACACAGAAGGCAGGCUGCUGGCAACAAAAUAUCAGUUGGGAAGAGCCAUUUUGUUUGGGACAAAAAUCUGCCUAUGCGAAAAAUCUUUUCUUUUGCUGUUGUAAUAAAAAUCUCUGUAAUGGGAAUUUCAGUAUGCGCCCAACCCCUGUGACAACGACGUCAACAGUCACAUCUGAACCAAUAACUAGUGAAAGCAGCAUUCGAAAUACAAGCAAUCCUUCUCAACCUAACAGAGGUGGCACAAUGUACUAUUUAGUGGUUCCAUUUUUUGUAAUAGUAGUUAUUCUGGUAAUUGGGUUUUUUAUGUAUCGCCGCCAUAAAACAACAUUUCCGACCCGUAUCCUGGAUGAAGAACCACUCAACCCAACCCCUCCACCGUCCCCAGAGCUGGGCUUCAGACCCAUCCAGCGUGUGGAAGUCAUUUCCCAGGGACAGUUUGGCACAGUAUGGAAAGCAGAUUAUCUAGAAGAUGUAGUUGCUGUAAAAGUUUUCCCAAUGGCUCACAAGACUGCUUGGGUCUGUGAAAAGGAUAUUUACACAACUUGCAACAUGAAACAUGAAAAUAUUCUUAAAUUUGUUGGGGUAGAGAAGCACAACAAUGGCCCUAGUGCUGAGCUGUGGUUGAUAACAGAGUAUCAUGAGCAUGGAUCACUUGGCGACUAUCUUAAAAGCCAUGUAAUAACCUGGACAGAGCUGUGCUCUAUGGCAGGCAGUAUGGCUAAUGGCCUUGCAUAUCUGCAUACAGAAGUACUAGAAAAUUAUUUCAAACCCUGCAUAGCGCACAGAGAUUUCAAAAGUAAAAAUGUGCUGGUCACAAAGGAGCUAACCUGCUGUUUGUCUGAUUUUGGACUGGCAAUGAAGUUUGACUCAGGUGGGGACCCUGGGGAGACACAUGGCCAGGUUGGAACAAGGCGUUACAUGGCACCUGAAGUGCUAGAAGGAGCAAUCAGCUUCACAAUGGAGUCAUUUUUGUACAUUGAUAUGUAUGCAUUUGCUCUUGUUCUUUGGGAAUUGGUGUCCAGAUGUACUGCUGCUGAUGGUCCUGUCGAUGAAUACAAGUUACCAUUUGAAGAGGAAAUAGGGUCACAUCCUUCCCUCGAAGACAUGCAGCAAGUUGUAGUGCAGCAAAAAAUCAGACCUAAAUUCCGACCAGACUGGUUUGUUCACUCGAGCAUGGCUAGCCUUCUUCAAACAAUUGAAGAAUGUUGGGAUCAAGAUGCGGAAGCCAGGUUAACAGCUCAGUGUGUCGCAGAAAGAUUAUCUCAAUUCAACCCAAAUUCAAGCCUUGAUUUGGCGCAUUCCCCUAUAGUAACAACAGUAGUAAAUAACACCAACAUUACUGCGUCAUCAAAGGAGUCAUCAAUAUAAACAAGAGCAAAUUAUUUCAAUAUGAAGCAUCUGCAGGAAGCAGUGAGUCUGCUAGGUGAGUAUCAGGAAUACUUACACUUGCAGACGAGUCAGGAAACUCGGAGUUUUAAACACUGUGGAUCAGAGUUUGACUACAGGGCAGCAAAUUGAUGCAAUACAGUAAAAAGACAAGUAUCCAGCAAAAGAUCUGCGCCAUUCAGCCAGCAGAUAGGUACUGAGUGCUGUCCACUGUUUGAGCAAUGUCUCUUAGAAAGCAUAUGUUGUAACUAUUAAGACAUUUUAGUAAUCUGAGGUAUACACGCUUAUUGAUCUUUUAAGUAAACAUUUUGGUGGUACUGUUACUGUUUAAUUCAAACAAGAAACACAGCAUUAACACUAAAACUAUCUUUAACUAGAAACUUUUGGCAAUUUUAAAAGGUGAACAAGGUUAAUGGAAUUUCUUUUUUAUUCAUCUUCUCCAUGAAGACAGGUUCCUAUUUUAAACACUGGUGUACCAUACUGUUCAGCUGUUAUUUACUAGCCAUAUGUAGAUACAUUUAUUUUAUUUACCAAAGGUGUUAUAUUUAUCCAUCAUUGAUUGUGACGAUCUCACUGAUCUUUAUCCUAGUGAUGUGAAUUUGCUAUAAUAUCAAUAUUUAGGGAAGGGAAAACUUAAAUUUGUCAUUUUGCUAUCAGGAUUGUAUACUGGUAUGUUCAAGUUUUUUGACUGUACUAUUUAGACAGGGUUGUCAAAAUAUGCCAGCAACCGGCCCAUUUCACAUUCUUCUCUGAAAAAUAUGCCAACUAUUACAAAUGCUCUUGGCUGAAUUUUUAGCAUGGAAGUCUGACUUUGUGCUGCCUUCUUUGUAUCACAAACUGGUUACUCAAUUUUUUUGACAACCCUGUUUACAGGUGUGUAUAAGUUGCUGGGGGAUUAUACAGAUGCACCUCUCUGUACAGUCUCGGAUCAUUUCCCAUUUUUCCAAAAUCCCUAAAAGCAUUGCUUAUGAUUUUGAAGUAAUAAUUUUCAAAAUUGAUGCAGAGAAAUUUUUUGAUGUUGUUGAAGAGGAAGCUAUAAAGAAUAAAAGGAAACUCGGUUGUUUUGAUAAUCCCCCAAGUACUUAUAUUAAAACAGUUAUUCUCCUCAGGCUUGGCUAUUGUUGUCGAGAAGCCUCUGUGGUCUUGUCUGAGGGAUUAUUCGUCUCUCCUGGGGCAGAGAAUUGGCUAAUGGCCAUCAUUGAUUAUUUGUGAUCCAUCUGUAGUGUGUGACCAAUUAAGUGAAAGUUAACAUGUGGUUAAGUAUUAAUCUGCAUAAUUUUAUUGUCUUUAAGCAGAUUGAGAAAGGGAUCAAUACCAUUUCAUUUCUUGAGAUCCAUGUAAAACCAUUUUUUCUUGCUUUCAGUAUUCUAAAGAGAAAAGUACAUUGAUAAAUGAUCCUAAUAACUCAGACAAAGAUAUAAUUGGACAAUUUUAAAAUUCUGUUAUUCUGAUUCUUUUAGUCACUUUGACAGUUUCUUAGACACUUAAAAGCAAUGAUAAAUUAUUACUGAAUUAUUGAUUAUUAACCAAGCAUUCAUCUUGCCUAAAAUAAUCCACAUGUCAAUCAGUGUAUCUCCAAUUCUUAAAAAAGGCUUUUUACAUUAUAUCUCUCAGAGGCUGAGCUAGACCUUGACCCAGUGGGGGGUGGGGGGGGCUGGCUCCCCAAGUCUCCCCCCUUGAUCCACCACUGUCUGUAUUCAAAACCAACUGUGCUUUCAUAAUGAUGAAUUCCUUCACUAGAGCAUUGAACAUUUUAUUUUUGAAGGGAGUGGGGUAGGGGGUGGAAUUAUCAUCAAAAAUAUUGUUUUCAUGGGAGAGAAAAACAAAGAAAAAAUUUUCUCACAAAACUGCCCAAAACAGGAACAUUUACUUAAACAUUUACCCCUCCAUGAAUAAAGUGGUUCACAUUUCUCAAUUUCUAAUUUAUUGUCCAUUGUCGAAGAAAAAAAUUGUGACUGUAUCUACAUCAUGGUAACAUUCUCGAGUUAUUUGUUACAGCAAGGCUGAAAAAAUUUAAAUUUAAAUGGGAAAGAAUAUGGUCUUUCCUAUUUCAGAGAUACGUACUCAAUACUAAUCAAAGUUGUACAGAAAAGACAACAACCUCUUGUUACUGUAAAUAGUUUUAAGUAUUUUUACUACGCAUUUAUCAUAUUGUUGUUAUAUUCUACAAAUCGAUAUCUUAAGAUACGCAUUUACCGCGGUCUGUAAAUAGAGUUCUACUGUAACAGCUCGGUAAGAGCUCCUGAAUUAACGAAGCUCGUAUCCAGGGUCCGCUCUUGCCUAAUACUAGAGAGGAACCUGGGCAUGACAAUGAAAGAAACCAUAUCAGUUUGAAAAUAAGAAAAGGUUUAACUAUUAAACUUGGAAACUUCUAUGUA